CCCCUGUAUACCUUUGCCCUUCAACCUUCCCUGCCUUCCCCAUUCCUGCCCUUAUAGGGGAAGGCAGUCCAAUGCCUCACGAUGUCUAUGGCCUACUCAGACGGCUUCCUUAUGCUGCGAUCGGUGGAGAAUAGUCGCAAACACUUUGCACUGUUGCAUUGGAAAAGGUGGAAAUGGAGUUGGUUUCUGCGUGCCUUAGUCUGUCUAACUGUGCUUCUCCUUUUCAUCCAGGUGGUACCUGCUAUGGCUGAGGGAGACGGCCUCAUUUCGGUGGAUUAUGAAGUGUCUGGGAAAGUCCAAGGGGUGUUUUUUCGCAAACACACACAGGCGCAAGGAAAAAAGUUAGGUGUGGUUGGCUGGGUCCAGAAUACAGACUAUGGCACUGUGCAAGGACAGAUCCAAGGCCCUGCUUUCAAAGUACAGCAGCUUAAAGAAUGGCUUCGGAAGACGGGAAGUCCCAAGUCCCACAUCGAAAAAGCAGAUUUUCGCAAUGAGAAGAAGAUAACCAAAUUAGAAUAUAGUGACUUUUGCAUUGUGAAAUAAGAGAAGAUCAUUAAAUAUAGGAGAAAAGAUGGAAGUCCUUCCAAAAAGCUGUCCUUUCACUUACUCUUACUUUUAGCAGUCCCAGUCAGAGAUUCCUUCAGUUUUAGGUACUAUGUAUUUCUGCCAUAUUGUUGUUAAAUUGAUUCUGCUGAGAUAAAGACAAAUUUGCUGACUUAAAGAUCUAAUAAGAUAAUAUAUUGUAUAUAUAAUUAUUAUAUUUGGUGUUAAUAUUAGGUAUUAAUAAAGACGUUGCUAAGAUAUAUUUGUCCCCAGCAUACAAGCAAAAAUAAAUCUGAAGCACUGUUGGAAGGGCAUAAGAGGGCUGGGAUUUAUUCCCAUUCCAUCUGAAUUAUGGUAGUUUCUGUUGUAGACUAUUCUGUAUCUGUAUUAAUAUGUUUGUUAUUUUGUUUUUAGUUAUUUCAGCCACUUCAGGUUCUGUGUGAGUGAGAAGUAUGGCUUAUAAAUAAAUGGAGAGAGGAAAUGG
Messenger RNA from Sphaerodactylus townsendi, 1027 nucleotides. RefSeq names its product acylphosphatase 1 (gene ACYP1). The record is from RefSeq and is a predicted model, not a curated record. Gene Ontology annotation, molecular function: acylphosphatase activity. Bases 82 to 543 code for a protein of 153 amino acids. The transcript is spliced from 2 exons. Lineage: Eukaryota; Metazoa; Chordata; Lepidosauria; Squamata; Sphaerodactylidae.